Molecule: messenger RNA, 6019 nt
Organism: Nelumbo nucifera (sacred lotus)
Lineage: Eukaryota; Viridiplantae; Streptophyta; Magnoliopsida; Proteales; Nelumbonaceae
Source: RefSeq, a predicted model, not a curated record
AAUUUCACAAAUACAGACUAUAUAUUGGUCUGUAUUAAUUUGAUCCUAGCAUAUCUUGAGUUUUUAAUAUCCAUGCAUUUUCAAGCAUAUUUCGAGCUUUUAGAUAUUUGAACCUUGAUUAGAUGCCAAAGACAAACUGUCAUUGAUCUGGGUCAUCGAUAUUUAUUCAAUUCAUAGAUAGAAUUUCAGAAAAUUGUGUUACUGCCCAGCAAGAGCACACGAAGCCUAGUUCCAAUUUCCAAGAAAGCGUAAAGAAGGGUGUGAAACCAAAAAGCUAAAAACAUGGUGUCAGUUUCUCUAAGGGUAUAGAAACAGCGUCAGUUUCUAUACCUGAAGCAUCACUGAUCUGUCAUGAAGCUUUUAAUUUCACUCAACCAUUCACUCGGAACGCGUGGGCUCCCUUUAUUAAGAUACUUCGUGAUUCCAAUGAAAUACGAAGCUGAAGAGUUCCUCCCCAUAGGCAUUGGAUUAGUCAUUGGAUGCCCAAUAUAAUCACAGAAAGAAAAUCGAUCGAAUGCUAUAAUAUAGAUCAUAGAACCUAACAAAUGCUUUACACUAGCAAUACAUUUACUAAUCUUGCCUUGAAAGAGACGCGGAAUUCUAAACUUAACUUGGAGAAAGGAGAAUCAGUUAUAGAAAGAUUUGGGCCUUCUUUUCUUAUUCCUAAUUCGUUAUAAGCACGUCACCACUUAAAACAGAAAGAAAGAAAUUAUCAAGAUGGUAUAAAUUUCCUAUUUUUACGUAUACCUACUCCUAAAUAAAUCUCCAGACUUCCUUAAUCGAUUGAAGUUUGGAGAUAAAAGGAAACCACGGUGAUCUUUCGUAUCACUCUUCAGGAAGUUGCCGCGACUCGGGAGAACGUGCCAUCCCCAUGAGCAAACUGCGGGAAUCCUCUCAGAGACUUCCUAUAUUAACCCUUAGGAGUUAGGACCCUCUAUUCCGUAUUAACCCUUUCCAUCGCUUUCACCAACAGUGCGUUCAUGGCUACCCCAAGUGAUCCCAGUUGCAGUCAAGAUAAUGUCCAUGUUGGUUCCUUCUUCCUAACCAUGCCUACCAACCCCACAAAAUCUCAACAGAGAUGGCGUUUGGCUUUCAAGGCCAUCUAUAUUUCUAGAGUUUUUUUCUCCCUUGUUAAUGAUGUCUUGGCCAAGAAGAAAGACCAGUUCCUUAAUGGAAUCCUGCGUUCCCCAUCCUAUAUUGCACUUGAUAUUCAUCCCAAGGAUGAUGGUGACAAUGCCCCUUUUUCUAAUUUCGAUCACAAAAGCUUCAUUGAUAUGGUAAAGGAAAAGAACUUGGAAAGUCUCCGCGUGUUUGGGGGUGUUGAAGGAGUUGUUGCGGCCUUCAAAACUGAUGCCAAGAAUGGGAUCCGUGGCCAUGCUGACGAUCUCAACCUCCGACGCCAUGUGUUCGGUUCCAAUACAUAUAAGAACCCCCCUGCAAUAGGGUUCUUUCACUUUGUGCUAGAAGGAUUCAAAGAUACCACCAUUCUCAUACUUUGUGCCUGUGCAACCCUCUCACUUGUGUUUGGUAUCCAACAGCAUGGGCUCAAAGAAGGGUGGUAUGAUGGUGGGAGCAUAUUGCUUGCCGUCUUUCUUGUUAUAGUUGUCUCUGCAGUGAGUAACUUCAAGCAAUCAAGGCAGUUUGAGAAACUUUCAGACGAGAGCAGCAACAUCAAUGUGGACGUCAUCAGAGAUGGGAGGAGGCAACAGAUCUCUAUCUUUGAUAUUGUGGUGGGAGAUGUUGUUUGUCUGAAGAUUGGAGACCAGAUUCCAGCAGAUGGAUUAUUCUUAAACGGCCACUCCUUACAAGUGGACGAGUCUAGCAUGACCGGGGAAAGCGACCAUGUGGAUGUUGAUGCUAGUCAAAAUCCAUUCUUAUUCUCUGGAGCAAAAGUAACAGAUGGUUUUGCUCACAUGCUCGUAACCUCUGUGGGCAUGAACACUACAUGGGGUGAGAUGAUGAGUUCCAUAACCCAGGACUCAGAUGAAGAGACCCCUUUACAAGUUCGUCUCAACAUGCUAACUUCUUACAUAGGGAAGGUUGGUCUGGCCAUCGCACUCCUAGUUCUUGUGGUGAUGCUGAUUCGUUACUUCACUGGACACAUAGAAGAGGAGGAUGGAAUCAGUAAAUACAAAGGCCACAACACCAAAUUCAAUGAUCUGAUGAAUGCAUUGGUCAGUAUUAUCUCUGCUGCAGUCACGAUUGUGGUUGUGGCAAUACCAGAAGGUUUACCACUUGCUGUCACACUCAGCCUAGCAUAUUCUAUGAAAAAAAUGAUGGCUGACAAUGCAAUGGUUCGGAAGCUAGCUGCCUGUGAGACUAUGGGUUCCGCAACAACCAUCUGCACAGACAAAACUGGCACCCUCACCUUGAACCAAAUGAAGGUCAAUGAGUUUUGGGUUGGUGAAGGAGCAAAGGACAAUCAUGCCUCUUUUGUUAUAGCCCCAAACCUUGUUGAUUUGCUGGGACAAGGAGUUAGUCUAAACACAACUGGUAGUGUUUAUAGACCUGCUCCAGGAAUGGAACCUGAGGUUUCCGGCAGUCCCACUGAAAAGGCUAUUCUCUCUUGGGCUGUUUCAGAGUUGGGUAUGGAUAUGGAUGAAGUGAAGCAGUGUUGCACAGUCCUUCAUGUAGAAGCCUUUAAUUCAGAGAAGAAAAGAAGUGGAGUUUUAAUAAAGACAAUGACCAAGAGGACAAUUGACACACAUUGGAAGGGAGCAGCUGAGAUGAUACUGGCAAUGUGUUCAAAUUAUUAUGAAAGAAAUGGGACCAUAAAAACCAUGGAUGAAAGCAAAAGGAUUAAAUUCAAGCAAAUUAUUGAAGGUAUGGCAGCUAAAACUCUCCGAUGCAUUGCUUUUGCCCAUAAAUCAAUGCCAGAAGUAGAAAUUGAAGGUGGAUUGGGUUAUCACAGACUCCAAGAAGACAGCCUCACUUUGUUGGGCCUAGUGGGCUUAAAGGACCCUUGUCGACCAGAGGUGAAAACAGCUGUAAAAGCUUGCAGAGAUGCUGGAGUGAACAUCAAGAUGGUCACUGGAGACAAUAUUUUCACUGCAAGAGCUAUUGCCAUCGAAUGUGGGAUACUUGAACCUGAUGAAGAAGUGAACAAUGAAGCAGUUGUAGAAGGUGUAGAGUUCCGGAGUUACUCAGCAGAAGAAAGGAUGGAGAAGAUUGACAAAAUCAAGGUGAUGGCAAGGUCCUCCCCCUUAGACAAGCUUCUAAUGGUGCAGAGCUUAAAGCAAAAAGGUCAUGUUGUUGCAGUGACUGGUGAUGGAACAAAUGAUGCACCAGCUCUCAGAGAAGCAGACAUUGGGCUCUCUAUGGGGAUUCAAGGAACUGAAGUGGCAAAAGAGAGUUCAGACAUUGUCAUCUUAGAUGAUAACUUUGCUUCUGUAGCCACAGUCUUGAGGUGGGGAAGGUGUGUUUACAACAACAUUCAAAAGUUCAUCCAGUUCCAGCUCACUGUAAAUAUCGCUGCCCUUGUGAUUAAUUUCAUGGCAGCAAUUUCUUCUGGUGAAGUCCCAUUAACAGCAGUCCAAAUGUUGUGGGUGAACCUGAUCAUGGACACUUUGGGAGCAUUGGCACUAGCCACCGAACAACCCACCAAAGAGCUCAUGGAAAAGCCACCAGUGGGUCGAACAGAGCCGCUUAUUACCAAUAUCAUGUGGAGGAACCUCACUACUCAAGCUCUAUAUCAGGUGAUCAUCUUACUGACCCUAGAAUUCAAGGGAAAGUCUAUCUUUAACAUAAAUGAGAAAAUCAAGGACACCCUAAUCUUUAAUACCUUUGUAUUCUGCCAAGUUUUUAAUGAAUUCAAUGCAAGGAGACUGGAGAAGAAGAAUAUAUUUGAGGAAAUACAUAGAAGCCGGUUGUUUCUAGGGAUUGUUGGGAUGACAGUGAUUCUUCAAGUGCUGAUGGUUGAGUUCCUGAAGAGGUUUGCCAACACUGAGCAGCUAAAUGUAGGGCAGUGGCUUGUUUGUAUUGGGAUUGCAGCUUUAUCUUGGCCAAUCGCAUUCCUUGUCAAGUUCAUACCAGUUUCUGAUAAACCACUUCUCAGCCUUCUUAGAUGGUAAUGCUUGGCCAUCUUGAAAUAAGGACCACAAUCAACUUCUAAGUCUUCUUAGAAAUUUAUUGCCUCAGAUUUCAUUCAUGUCUAUAUUACUUUUUGCAAAGUCCCUGUUUUGUUUUAUAUAACUCUUGGGUUUUCCUUCACUCAGUUAUGUUCAUGUAGGUAUUACUGAUAUAAUAAACUACCAUUCAGAUUUGAUUUACCCAUGUUUUCUUUGUUUAAUGGUUUUUCUUGUGUCCCCCCCCCUUCCUUCCAAGUGUAAAUAUGGUGUAACUGGUGCACACGUAAUUUUGUAAUGUUGCAACCAACACCAUUAAGAAAUCUCAUCCAGUAUCUACGCCAAUUAUCUGAAACCUGAAUAAAUAAACUGGAAGUACACUAUUCAGUCUUUCAAGUUACAAAGAAUAAAAGCUCAAAAGAAAACCGAAACAAUUAUCUAGGCUCUGAUCAUCAUAACCCCAUAGAAUAGGUGAUUUAAUCAAAAAACAUCAUAAUUAAACUGGAAGUACACUAUUCAGUCUUUCAAGUUACAAAGAAUAAAAGCUCAAAAGAAAACCAAAACAAUUAUCUAGGCUCUGAUCAUCAUAACCCCAUAGAAUAGGUGAUUUAAUCAAAAAACAUCAUAAUGUGUUUAAAUAGUCAUUAAUCUCAUGUAUGGAAAAACUGUGAACAUUAGAUAAAGCUAAGUGUCCCAUAUAAGUGUUCCCCAAGCUAAGAAUAAUAACCAAACCACCUUUUGAAUUCAAAAACAUAAAGUUCACAAGUAAUCUUCAUACAGUACCGUAAGUGGACAAGGACUUUAUGUGACCAAAGAGAUGGACACUUUUAACUAAAGGAGAAAGUUUGUCGGUAAUUAUAUGGUAUUUAACCACUUAUCAAAGGUUCAGAUUCUAAAAUGGGGCCUAUAUUGAUUUGUAAUCUUGCUCACCUAGAGCAACAGAACUUGAUAAUCUGGCCUGAUGACAGCUUGGUUAACCAAAUGGAUAAACAGGACUACCAGGUUGAGGUAAAUUUUGACAAUUUUGCAUUUUCCUGUCUAGAACAGUUAUGAACAAGAAAGUGAGAAUUACAAUAAAAACUUUAUUUUCUCAAAGUGCCUUCUUUCAAUUAGUUGGGUAUAAGUUGAAUAAGUUGAAAUACCAAGCAAUGCCUUACUUUCAUUGAAAUAUAUAAUUUUCAACAGGAAACCAGGUGUAUUAGAUGAUUCAUCAUACAUAUUGUCACCCACAGUUAGUGGUCUUACUUUUUUUUUUUGCUUCAUAGUUAGGUGGUCUUACUUAAGGCUAUAUUUGGAUUGAUAGAAAAUUAAGAGGAAAACAGAAAGUGGAGGGAAAGAAACCCACUACAGCAAUAAAGACGAAGGACACACAUAUUGAUACCACACAUCAAUCUCAGUUAUCAAAUUCUUUAUCCUAUCAAAUUAGUUGGAUUCUUCAACUAUAAUCAGUUAAAAAGAAGUAAAAAAAAACGCAUACUAACAAGAAUAUACAGUAAACUAUAUUUGUUCUAACUUUUUUAACCUUCCCAAUUAGUUGGUCUUUGUGGUAAGCUUCUUCAGAUGAAAUAACACAAAAGUUGUCUUCAAUUAAAGACAAGCUGUAUAACUAACAUAACAAAACUUAAAGCUGACUUUUCUAGAUUCCAAGAUGAUGAUAAUCAUACAUGAAACCCUAAAAUUUAUCAUAUAGCUAACAUCAGGAGCCAGUUGAAACCAUCCAAGUUAAAUCCACCGGCACAAUCAGCAGCAAAUUAACCUUGAAAAACAUAGAUAAGCCUUUGAUGGACCCACUAGGUCUCCAUGUGAUUACCAUUUAGGAACACAGGAAUUCAGGAAUAUGAUCCAACAACAGUUAAACCCAGGAAAAAUUCAUGGAAUAACUAACAAGCAACAAAACCAAACCAAGAUCGCACACAAUAGUUAAUAACAUGAAAGGGAAAAUGCAGAGAUCACCU